CGCAUGGCGCUCGGGGGCUUCUGCAGCGCCGAUGGCUCCGACCCCUUCUGGGAGUGGAACGUCACAUGGAACACCAGCAAUCCCGACUUCACCAAGUGCUUUCAGAACACCGUCCUCGUGUGGGUGCCUUGUUUUUACCUCUGGGUCAGUUUCCCCUUCUACUUCCUCUAUCUCUCCCACCAUGAUCGGGGCUACAUUCAGAUGACACAUCUCAACAAAGCCAAAACUGCCUUGGGAUUUUUGCUGUGGAUUGUCUGCUGGGCAGACCUCUUCUACUCUUUCUGGGAAAGAAAUGGGGGCAAGUUCCCAGCCCCGGUGUUUCUGGUCAGCCCAACCCUCUUGGGCAUCACCAUGCUGCUUGCUACCUUUUUGAUUCAGCUCGAGAGAAGGAAGGGAGUCCAGUCCUCAGGGAUCAUGCUCACAUUCUGGCUCAUAGCCCUACUGUGUGCCCUUGUCAUCUUGCGAUCCAGAAUCAUGACUGCCUUAAAAGAGGACACCAAAGUCGACGUGUUUCGUGAUGUCACUUUCUACAUGUACUUCUCCCUCGUGCUGAUUCAGCUCAUACUGUCCUGUUUCUCAGACCGCUCGCCCCUGUUCUCUGAAACCGUCAACGACCCCAACCCUUGUCCGGAAUCUGGCGCAUCCUUCCUUUCCAGGAUCACCUUCUGGUGGAUCACGAGGUUGAUGGUCCGGGGCUACCGUCAGCCCCUGGAGAGCACUGACCUCUGGUCCCUGAAUAAGGAGGACACGUCAGAGCAAGUUGUGCCCGUUUUGGUAAAGAACUGGAAGAAGGAAUGUGCCAAAUCCAGAAGGCAGCCGGCGAAGGUCGUGUACUCCUCCAAGGAUCCCGCCAAGCCCAAGGGGAGCUCCAAGGUGGAUGUGAACGAGGAGGCCGAGGCUCUGAUUGUCAGGUCCCCCCAGAAGGAGCGGGAGCCGUCCCUGUUCAAGGUGCUCUACAAGACUUUUGGGCCCUACUUUCUCAUGAGCUUCCUAUUCAAGGCCCUGCACGACCUUAUGAUGUUUACCGGCCCGGAGAUCUUGAAAUUGCUCAUCAACUUCGUGAAUGACAAGAAGGCCCCGGACUGGCAGGGCUACUUCUACACCGCGCUCCUGUUCAUCAGCGCCUGCCUCCAGACCCUCGUGCUGCACCAGUACUUCCACAUCUGCUUCGUCAGCGGCAUGAGGAUCAAGACGGCCGUCAUUGGCGCCGUCUACCGGAAGGCCCUGGUGAUCACCAAUUCCGCGAGAAAAUCAUCCACGGUCGGGGAGAUCGUCAACCUCAUGUCUGUGGACGCCCAGAGGUUCAUGGACCUGACCACGUACAUUAACAUGAUCUGGUCAGCCCCUCUGCAAGUCAUCCUUGCGCUGUACCUUCUGUGGCUGAACCUGGGCCCCUCUGUCCUGGCUGGGGUGGCUGUGAUGAUCCUCAUGGUUCCCCUCAAUGCUGUGAUGGCCAUGAAGACCAAGACCUACCAGGUAGCCCACAUGAAGAGUAAAGACAGUCGGAUUAAACUGAUGAAUGAAAUUCUCAAUGGGAUCAAAGUGCUCAAGCUGUACGCCUGGGAGCUGGCCUUCAAAGACAAGGUGCUGGCCAUCAGGCAGGAGGAGCUGAAGGUGCUGAAAAAAUCUGCCUACCUGGCCGCCGUGGGAACUUUCACUUGGGUCUGCACCCCUUUCCUGGUGGCCCUGUGCACGUUUGCCGUCUACGUGACCAUCGAUGAAAACAAUAUCCUGGACGCCCAGAAAGCCUUUGUGUCCUUGGCCUUGUUCAACAUCCUCCGUUUCCCCCUGAAUAUUCUCCCGAUGGUCAUCAGCAGCAUCGUGCAGGCGAGUGUCUCCCUCAAACGCCUCAGGAUCUUUCUGUCCCACGAGGAGCUGGAACCUGACAGCAUCGAGCGACGGCCCAUCAAAGACGGUGGCAGCUCGAACAGCAUUACUGUGAAGAACGCCACCUUCACGUGGGCCAGGAGUGACCCUCCCACACUGAACGGCAUCACCUUCUCCAUUCCAGAAGGUUCCUUGGUGGCCGUGGUGGGCCAGGUGGGCUGUGGAAAGUCGUCUCUGCUCUCCGCGCUCUUGGCCGAGAUGGACAAGGUGGAGGGGCACGUGGCUAUCAAGGGCUCAGUGGCCUAUGUCCCCCAGCAGGCCUGGAUUCAGAAUGAUUCUCUCCGAGAAAACAUCCUGUUUGGACGCCAGCUCCAGGAACGGUAUUAUAAGACAGUGAUAGAAGCCUGUGCCCUCCUCCCAGAUCUGGAAAUCCUGCCCAGCGGAGACCGCACAGAGAUUGGUGAGAAGGGCGUGAACCUGUCUGGGGGCCAGAAGCAGCGUGUGAGCCUGGCCCGGGCCGUGUACUGUGACUCCGACAUCUACCUCUUCGACGACCCCCUGUCUGCGGUGGAUGCCCAUGUGGGAAAACACAUAUUUGAAAAUGUGGUUGGCCCCAAAGGGAUGCUGAAGAACAAGACUCGGCUCCUGGUCACGCAUGGCAUCAGCUACCUGCCGCAGGUGGAUGUCAUCAUCGUCAUGAGCGGUGGUAAGAUCUCAGAGAUGGGCUCCUACCAGGAGCUGCUGGCCCGGGAUGGAGCCUUCGCCGAGUUCCUGCGCACGUACUCCAGCGCCGAACAGGAGCAGACGGAGCAAGACGACGGAGUCGCAGGCAUGAGCGGUCCCGGGAAAGAGACGAAGCAGAUGGAGAAUGGCAUGGUGGUGACGGGAGCUGCGGGGAAGCAGCUGCAGAGACAGCUCAGCAGCUCCUCCUCCUACAGCGGGGAUGUCAGCCGGCACCACAACAGCUCUGCUGAGCUGCAGAAGGCCGGGGCCAAGGAGGAGGACACGUGGAAGAUGAUGGAAGCAGACAAGGCUCAAACAGGGCAGGUCAAGCUGUCCGUGUACUGGGACUACAUGAAGGCCAUUGGACUGUUCAUCUCCUUUCUGAGCAUCUUCCUGUUCUUAUGUAACCACGUUGCCGCCCUGGCCUCCAACUAUUGGCUCAGUCUCUGGACGGAUGACCCCAUCGUCAAUGGGACCCAGGAGCACACGAAAGUCCGGCUGAGCGUCUAUGGAGCCCUGGGCAUCUCACAAGGUAUUGCGGUGUUUGGCUAUUCCAUGGCGGUGUCCAUCGGGGGCAUCUUCGCCUCCCGCCGCCUGCACCUGGACCUGUUGCAUAACGUCCUGUGGUCACCCAUGAGCUUCUUCGAGCGGACGCCCAGUGGGAACCUGGUGAACCGCUUCUCCAAGGAGAUGGACACGGUGGACUCCAUGAUCCCGCAGGUCAUCAAGAUGUUCAUGGGCUCCCUGUUCAAUGUCAUCGGCGCCUGCAUCAUCAUCCUGCUGGCCACACCCAUCGCCGCUGUCAUCAUCCCUCCCCUGGGCCUCAUCUACUUCUUUGUCCAGAGGUUCUACGUGGCCUCCUCCCGGCAGCUGAAGCGCCUCGAAUCGGUCAGCCGCUCCCCGGUCUACUCCCACUUCAACGAGACCUUGCUGGGGGUCAGUGUCAUCCGGGCCUUUGCAGAACAGGAACGCUUCAUCCGCCAGAGCGACCUGAAGGUGGACGAGAACCAGAAGGCCUAUUACCCCAGCAUUGUGGCCAACAGGUGGCUGGCUGUGCGGCUGGAGUGUGUGGGCAACUGCAUUGUCCUGUUUGCAGCCCUGUUUGCAGUGAUCUCCCGGCACAGCCUCAGUGCUGGUUUGGUGGGCCUCUCAGUGUCUUACUCAUUGCAGGUCACCACCUACUUGAACUGGCUUGUUCGGAUGUCAUCAGAGAUGGAGACCAACAUUGUGGCAGUGGAGAGACUCAAGGAGUAUUCAGAAACUGAGAAGGAGGCUCCCUGGCGGAUCGAGGAGAUGGCUCCGCCCAGCAGCUGGCCCCAGGUGGGCCGAGUGGAAUUCCGGGACUACAGCCUGCGUUACCGAGAGGACCUGGACUUGGUGCUCAAGCACAUCAACAUCACCAUCGAUGGAGGAGAAAAGGUUGGCAUCGUGGGGCGGACGGGAGCCGGGAAGUCAUCCCUGACCUUGGGCUUGUUUCGGAUCAAGGAGUCUGCUGAGGGAGAGAUUAUCAUCGACAAUGUCAACAUCGCCAAGAUCGGCCUGCACGACCUGCGCUUCAAGAUCACCAUCAUCCCCCAGGACCCCAUUUUGUUUUCGGGUUCUCUCCGCAUGAACCUGGAUCCGUUCAGCCAGUACUCGGAUGAAGAGGUCUGGACGUCGCUGGAGCUGGCUCACCUGAAGAACUUCGUGUCGGCCCUUCCCGACAAGCUGAACCACGAGUGCGCGGAAGGCGGGGAGAACCUCAGUGUUGGGCAGCGCCAGCUGGUGUGCCUGGCUCGGGCCCUGCUGAGGAAGACAAAGAUCCUUGUGUUGGAUGAGGCCACUGCGGCCGUGGACCUGGAAACAGAUGACCUCAUUCAGUCCACCAUCCGGACACAGUUCGACACUUGUACUGUCCUCACCAUCGCUCACCGUCUCAACACCAUCAUGGACUACACAAGGGUGAUCGUCCUGGACAAAGGAGAGAUCCGGGAGUGCGGCGCCCCGUCUGACCUCCUGCAGCAGAGGGGCUUGUUUUACAGCAUGGCCAAAGAUGCGGGCUUGGUGUAAGCCCUGAGCGGGCGCGUCUGGUUGACCUGCGGGGCCCACAUGCCAGUAUCCCAGGAUGUCAGCCUCUUGGGUUUCUUAUAUACUGAAACCAAAAAAAAAGAAAAACCAAACCCACCAAAACAAAACACACAAAGCAGCCACUGCCUGGUCCACUGCUGGGAAUUGGCCGUGAAGAAACAGAUGCUGCCCACCAAAGACACGCACGCCCUUGCCUGUGGCCCCCACCGGCGCGCAGGCGUGCUCACCCGGGAGUGCGUGCGCGUGGUGCUCUGCUGGGAAGCUUGGCAGCCAGACUUCUGGAGAAAUGGUUGCGUAAAAUACACUAGUGACCAAACCCAGCCAACUGCCUCCAGUCUCUGGCCAAAGUCUGGAAUUUCACGUCUUCGGCCCCCAGCUGCUGUCCCGGCACCGCUAACAUCCUUGUCUGGCUCCACUCAGAAUGCUUGUUUUUGGGGGGCUGCAGUUUGGGCCUGGUGAAGGUCAUCCUCGCCCUCGGGCAGUGUCCUAAGGGCCGUAGGCACUCCUCUCGCCAACCAUCCAGUCUUCCCGGUGCUCAGGCACGGAACCAGCGCCCAGCAUGCCUGCACCAAGCCUCACUCAGGCCUGGGCAGUCUCGUCACCUGCGCACUUCUCAUCGACAGGACUUGGCUGGACUUAAGGCGACCUGGUCCCGGACCUUCAGGGCUGGGGGAUCCUCUCUCAAUGCCAACUUCCCAAAUUGGCUCACCUCCUUACCCACUCCGGUCUUGUCUUUGUUUUUCCUCUGCCUCUCUUUAGCCAUUGCUGGAGUGGAUUAGCUCUCGGUACCUGAACGAGGUCUGCUCGUGACGAUGAAGCCUUCAAAGCCAAGAGCACUGGGCACCUCUAAAUUUGACCAGUUGGUACUGAAAAGCGCUCUGUUGAGUCUUCUCGUUUUUAGACUUCGGUUUCUCCCUCUGGGCCUCUGGCCAGCUGUCAAGGCGGCAGUGUGGAGAACUUGACAUUGAGUUACCAAGUGUCUUCCAGGACAAGAAAAGAACCCGUUCACGAAUAUCAGUGAUUGCUUGUUCUUUUCUUUUCUCUUUUUUUUUUAAAGUACUGCUCCCAGGAGAAAAACCAUCUCGACUUGAAUUUCUUGGGAGGAAGUACCGGGCCGGGGAGCAGCACGCGCAGGGCAGGGCAGAGCCAGGGUGCCCGGCACCUGCUGUUCCUGGGAGAGAACAGCGGAGAGGGAACCGUCGGGGCCGGUCCUUGAGUCUCGCGAUCCGAGACCAAAGGGAGACCCAAAGAGCGGAGAGGGGGCCCUGCUGCCCCAAGAUUCAUAUUUGGAAAUAUAUUUAUUUUUUGUAAGUUAUACCAUUCUUUCACAUUAGAGAAACCAAUUUUUUCUUGGGGAUCAUUUUGUAAUGACUUACACUGGAA
Molossus molossus (Pallas's mastiff bat) is the source of this 6000-nucleotide messenger RNA. It is a transcript of the gene ABCC1, whose product is annotated as ATP binding cassette subfamily C member 1. The record is from RefSeq and is a predicted model, not a curated record. Gene Ontology annotation, molecular function: glutathione transmembrane transporter activity; ATP binding; ATP hydrolysis activity. Gene Ontology annotation, cellular component: basolateral plasma membrane. Bases 4 to 4599 code for a protein of 1531 amino acids. Gene Ontology annotation, biological process: glutathione transmembrane transport; xenobiotic transport. Lineage: Eukaryota; Metazoa; Chordata; Mammalia; Chiroptera; Molossidae. The transcript has 31 exons.